AUGCCUGCAGAACCUCGCUUCACGCGGCUCUUUACCGAGCUUCUUCUCCGCGUAUUCAUGACUCUCAUUAUGUCCCUCUUCCCGCGUUCCCCCAAUACUCUCUCGCAUUCUCGCCGCUGUUUUCGAUGGGCCAACGAAUGCCGCCGGCCCAUCGGCUGCCAUAUUGCCUAUUUCCUCCCACCAAGGCUCCACUUCGCGGUUCCCGGCGCUGAUAGCGACGGCGGGGUUGACGGCGAAGGAGACGGGGACCGAGCGAGCGACUGGCCGAUGCGGUUCCCGUCCCGCGAAGACCAAUUUCUCGACUUUGUUGCCCUAUCGAAAUGGUUGCUCGAGCAGCUCAGUGGGUGGCGGUGGCCUUACGCUUGCUGCUACGGGUGCGCGAGUCACCGAGUGCGCCAGCAUCCUCCAAGCCUGUCAGGUGGAGCGGUAGGAACGAAAUCGCCAUUUCUUUCAGCACCAACACCUUCACCAGCGACAAUUUCUCCGAUAAAUCUUGCGGUCGGCCCCGGGACGGCUGUACUAGAGCUUCUGGGCUGGCUCUCGCACGCCGUGCUGAACAAGGUGAAGAAGACGCUGUCGCGGGGAGUCGGGGACAAAGAGGAUGAGCGGAGGUGGGGGGGGGAGGUACAUGAGGCAAAGCGACUGACCGACUGCAGCGUUGAACGAGGAAUGCAGGACGAGGAGGGCGGUGUUGUCGUUCGGCCGAGCGAAGGCCGAGUCGGGACCACAAAAGGAAAGCCUGGUGAGACGAUCAUUGGCAGCCGGACGAGGGGAGGGAACGGCAGCAUCGGCAGACACGGGAGGAGCGACUCCACUUCCUUGAAGAACAACACCGCCGCCGGUCGUAGACGCCACCGCGUGAUCCACCUAAGCAUGAAUGGGAGAUAUGUCGAUGGUAAGGGCAAUGAGAGAAGCGGCGAGAAGGCGUCGGUGACGGUGACCGCUGCAGGUGCCCGCGGGAACAAUAACAGCGGCUGCAGUGCUGGCGACAACGCCAGGGGGUGUCGCGCCCUGCAACCAGAGCUGGCGUCGAUGAUGGCGACGACGGCGGCGGUUUCCUCCGUGAGUGGGUACACGUGCUGCUGGUGUUCCAGUUCCGGUUCUGCUCGCUGCUCGUGCUGUGUGUCACAGUUCGGCUCGUCCAUGGAUGAUGGACACGGUGGUGGAGACGGCGGGAAUGAAUUGGAAUACGACGAGGUGCGGAAUUACAACCACCUGAAGCUGCUCGUCACUUUCAUCUUAUGUAACGGGCUAAAGAAACCGAAAUCAAACAGGUGCGGGACCGAUCCCUGGACGGAUCGUGUUGAGAUUUUAAGAAAGGCCGCUGCGGUGAUCUCGAGUGCCACGGCCGGUGGCGAUUCUCCUCCGCAAGCAGCACCAGCACCAGCACCAGCACCAGCCUAUUCGAAACCGAGCAGCCACGGCAAUGGGUACGGCGAUGGCUACAGUAGAGGUGGGGGUGGACGUGAGAGCGGGCGCCAAACUUCUCACGCCGAGGAUACUUCCAGCGCGUCCGGUAUCAGCGCAUCGGAAGAUCGCAAGGACUGCUUAGAGUCGAUGCUGGUGCGACGCAGAGGCGAGGUGUUGCAGCACCUCAAGGCGGUGGCCGCCGGAGAGCGAAGAAUCAACAACUUACACGGGGGUGGCAGCACCGGUGGCGGCGGCGGCAGCGACAACCUGCCGUGCUUCCGGGAAAAGGCUCUCCUGCUGAGGAACCAAGAACGCGCUCUCCUCGAGGAGCUGGAAAGGAGGAAGGCCAGAGUUGGGGCGCUGACCAUAGAGCUGCGUGAUGCGGAAGCCACCGUCGAUGAGGGGGAGGUGGAGGUCAGGGAGGCAGCCGCCGAUUGCUCUGACCCCACCAAACUGUACAAGACCAAGUCGGCCAUCCGGCAGCUCAAGGCUGAUGUCAAGGCCAUAGACGUGAUAAUCGGGGCAAAGUCUGCGACCCUGUUGGGCAAGCAGCAGGGGGUGCAGGGGGCGGGGCAGAAUUGGGGAUCCAAUCCCUACGGUCGGGAAGAGACUCACGAAAGCUGA
This is a messenger RNA of Ectocarpus sp. CCAP 1310/34, 2034 nucleotides long. The record is from the annotation of a GenBank genome assembly. Lineage: Eukaryota; Phaeophyceae; Ectocarpales; Ectocarpaceae.